GGGGGCAAAGCGCGCUCUGCACACGCCCAGAGGGGCUGAGGCGGCUCCUCAGUCACGCCCCUCUGAUGUGCGGGAGGAGUUGGAGGCUUAUGGUUACCAGCCUCCAGGCGCUGGCUGGAGCUCUCCCGGAAUGACAGCUGGUCUGCAGGGCACAGGGACCGACUCCCCUGGAUAAAACGGCUGCUUUGGAUGGGGGACUCUGUGACAUUCUACCCCGCUGAGACCCUUCCCCAGGCUCCAGCCCCCAAAGCUCCAGGAAUGUCCCGACCCAGAGUUGGCAACCCUACUGAGACCCGGAGCUUCUGCCCCGCUUCUGGGACGGGGUUCCUCUCCUGGGUGUUCCUUCCCCUGCGAGCGUCCCUCCAGGCAGAAGGCCGGCGGUAGAAGGGUCUCGCCCCACCCUGGGCUGGCCGCGCUGGUCUUCUGGUGGCGAGGGGGUGUUAUUUUUUAAAAAAUAUUGGGGAGCCUUCUAGACCAGGGCCUGCUGCGAUUCUCCAGCAAAAUGACCACGUGCCCUGCGGGAGCCACUGCCCUGCACCUUCUCUCUGCGGUCCCAUUGCUACGAUCUGGAGUUUCCUUGAACAACAACAGCUGCACCCUAUAUACUGCCUUUCUGGACAGAUGAGUCCCCGCUCAGACCAGUAAACAAAGCACCCAAAAAGAAAGGUGGAGAAAAGAAGGCGGGGGGCAAGAAGGCAAAAGCUGGGAAGGGCUCACCAGUGGUUGAUGCCCUCCCCCCAGAGGGCAUGACCAAAGAGCAGUUGGAGGAACAUAUUGUGCGCCUCCGGGAAGAGCUGGACCGUGAGCGGGAGGAGCGCAACUAUUUCCAGCUGGAACGAGACAAGAUCCACACCUUCUGGGAGAUCACUCGGCGGCAACUCGAUGAGAAGAAGGCGGAGCUGCGCAACAAAGACCGGGAGAUGGAGGAAGCUGAAGAGCGGCAUCAAGUGGAGAUCAAGGUUUACAAGCAGAAAGUAAAGCACUUGUUGUACGAGCACCAGAACAACCUCACUGAGCUGAAGGCUGAGGGGACGGUCUCCAUGAAGCUGGCCCAGAAGGACCACCGGUCCCAGGAGACGGAGCUGCGCAAGGACAUGCGCACCCUGAAAGUGGAGCUGAAGGAGCAGGAGCUGGCCAACGAGAUGGUGGUCAAGAACCUGCGGCAGAAACAACAAGAGGAUAUGACGUCUCUGCGCUCAGAUUUUGAGAGACAAGUGAAAGAGAUCGAGGCCAAGUAUGAGAAGAAGAUGCGGGUGCUGCGCGACGAGCUGGACUUGCGCAGGAAGUCGGAGAUCCAUGAGAUCGAGGAGAGGAAGAAUGGGCAGAUCAACACACUGAUGAAGAACCAUGAGAAAGCCUUCAGUGACAUCAAGAACUACUACAACGAUGUCACUCUCAACAACCUGGCACUCAUUAACACCCUCAAGGAGCAGAUGGAGGAGAUGAAGAAGAAGGAGGAUCACCUGGAAAAGGAGAUGGCUGAGGUGCUGCUGCAGAACAAAAGGCUGACAGAGCCGCUCCAGCGGGCCCGAGAGGAAGUGGCUGAGCUGCAGAAGAAGCUGGCCCACUAUGAGAAGGACAAGGCCUCUCUGGCGUCCACGCUGGCCCGCCUGAAGGUUGCCCAAAAGGAGCUGAAGGAUCUGCAGUGGGAACGUGAGGUGCUGGAGCAAAGGUUCGGCACGGUGCAGGGGGAGAGAGAUGAGCUGUACCAGAAAUUCACCAAAGCCAUUAAUGAGGUUCAGCAGAAAACAGGCUUCAAGAACCUCUUGCUGGAGCGGAAGCUGCAAGGCCUCUCUAGCAUCCUGGAGAAGAAGGAGGUGCAGCUGAACGAGGUGCUGGCGGCCUCCAACCUUGACCCCAGCGCCCUGGCAGUGGUCACCCGCAAGCUGGAGGAUGUCCUGGACUCUAAGAACAACGCCAUCAAGGACCUGCAGUAUGAGCUGGCCAGAGUGUGCAAGGCACACAAUGACUUGUUGCGGACCUAUGAGGCCAAGCUAACAGCCUUUGGAAUCCCCUUGGACAAUCUGGGCUUCAAGCCCCUGGAGACCUCUGUGGUGGGCCACAUACUGGGCCAAGGCCCUGCUGGACUUGUCUCCACUCCCACAUAAACAGAGCCUCUGGCCUGAGGACGGACCUCGUGCUCUUUCUGAGGCUGCUUUGCCCUCCAGCUGUGGUGCUGGAGGAGCAGGGAGCAACCCCCUGGCCUGAGGCUGGGCAUGGGCUGGCCCAGCUGGCUUUCCUUGGCAUUAAACAGAGCCCAUCAGGGUGUUCCAUACCUUGUCUCUGCAAAG
Eublepharis macularius is the source of this 2291-nucleotide messenger RNA. It is a transcript of the gene GAS8, whose product is annotated as growth arrest specific 8. NCBI's taxonomy places the organism in Eukaryota, Metazoa, Chordata, Lepidosauria, Squamata, Eublepharidae. Gene Ontology annotation, biological process: flagellated sperm motility. The record is from RefSeq and is a predicted model, not a curated record. Bases 747 to 2108 code for a protein of 453 amino acids. Gene Ontology annotation, molecular function: microtubule binding; small GTPase binding. The transcript has 11 exons. Gene Ontology annotation, cellular component: Golgi apparatus; microtubule; motile cilium.